Messenger RNA from Lacerta agilis (Sand lizard), 3229 nucleotides. RefSeq names its product CBFA2/RUNX1 partner transcriptional co-repressor 3 (gene CBFA2T3). Lineage: Eukaryota; Metazoa; Chordata; Lepidosauria; Squamata; Lacertidae. The record is from RefSeq and is a predicted model, not a curated record. Gene Ontology annotation, molecular function: transcription corepressor activity. The coding region runs from base 1311 to 3140 and encodes 609 amino acids. Gene Ontology annotation, biological process: DNA-templated transcription; negative regulation of DNA-templated transcription. Gene Ontology annotation, cellular component: nucleus. The transcript has 12 exons.
AUCAGAGCGGGAGCAGCAGCAGCAGCGAGCGGAGGCAGGAAGGCGGGCUGGGGGGCCGCCGCCGCCGCCUCUCCCAGGAGCCCGCCCGCCGCCUGCCCGGCUUGCUGGAGCCGAGAAGCCGCCCGACCCGCGAAGGCAGAGCCGCCUGCCAUGUCCCGGGGAGCCCGAGCGCCGCCGCUGCCGCGCAAGAAAAGCCCGGCGCCGCUGGCCAGGCUUUGAGGGAGACCGGGAGCCUUAGGCGGAGAGCGAGCGGCUCCCCCGACGCGCUCUGCUAGGCGAUCGCCCGCCGCCCUCGUGCCCAGCUGAGCCACCCUCGCGGCUCGUCCUCCUGCGAGGGGGCGGACGGCGCUCCGAGGAUUCCCUGCCCGGGAGGUGGCGGAGCCCUCGGGAAGGAGAGAGAGGCGCCGAGCUGCGUUGUUGGACGGCGGCGAGCGAGAGCCGAGCAACAGAGAGGGCAUUGGGGGGGGGCGGGGUGUCCCUCGCCAGAUGGCACACCGAAGGGGCGAGCGGAGGAGGCGGAGGCGGCUGCAGUAGCUGGAAGGCAGCUCAGGGAAGAGGAGGAGGGAAAAGGCGACGAAGACAGCAAGGGAGCAGCGCCUGGCCACUCGCCCGCCGUCGAGGAAGGGACCCAGCUGAUCCCCGGCGCCCAGCCUCGCUGCGCACUGCCCCACCUGGGACCUGGCGCUGCUGGCUUCACCCCAUGGCCCCGACACAGUGCCAGGCCUGAAGGGGCAGCGAGAAUGAGGCCACGUCCAACGGCAGCCAGGCUUCUGCCCGGGCAAGCGGAGGGCGGCGGCCGCAGCGACAGCAGCAGCCGGUGAGCAGAGAGCCCGGCGCCCGGCGUGUGGAGCGCCAUUUACCAAAGAGCCGGAGAGUAGGCGCGCUAGCCAAGCGCCGACGCCCGCUUUCCUCCGACGCCGCUUUUGGAUCAGGAGCCACGCUUGGAGGGGCUCCGGAAAGGAGACGGACAGCUCCUCUCCCAAGGCAGGCGGGCGGAAGGGACCGCUAGGCAGGGCGCGCCGCUGGGACGUCGAGGGGCGCAUCGGGCAUCGACAGGACUCGGAUCGCACCUGCUCAGGGCGCCCCCUCGCCCCAGUCGAUGAGCCUCUUGGGGGCCCGGAAACCCCGUUUGGAUUAACUGGUUCCCCUCCCUCUCUUUUUUCUGUCUUUCUUUCUCCCCAUCCCCCUUUUUGGGUUCUCCGGGAACUGUCCGACGCCUGACCACCUUCCUCGACUUCUCCUGGGACUAUUACCUCACCUCACCUCGCCACCGACCUCAGGACUGUAGUACGGAGACCAAGGCAGCAACGAUGCCUGACUCACCGGCCGACGUGAAGACGCAGUCCCGAUCCACGCCCCCCAACAUGCCACCGCCGUCACCAGCUGUCACGCAGGGAGCAACGCGACACCCCACCUUCACACCAAACCCUAAUCGUGAAGCUGGGCCGCCGAUGUUUCUGCCCCGCGGCCGUUUUCAUGGUUGCUUGAAAUGGUCCAUGGUCUGUCUCUUAAUGAAUGGAAGCAGCCACUCCCCGACGGCGAUUAACGGAGCACCCUCCACCCCCAAUGGCUUCAGCAAUGGGCCUGCGACUUCCUCCACGGCCUCGCUGUCCAACCACCAACUCCCUCCGGCCUGCGGGGCACGCCAGUUGAGCAAACUGAAGCGCUUCCUGACCACGCUGCAGCAGUUCGGCAAUGACAUCUCACCAGAGAUCGGGGAGCGCGUUCGUGCCCUGGUGCUGGGCCUCGUGAAUUCCACGCUGACCAUUGAGGAAUUCCACUCCAAGCUCCAGGAGGCCACAAACUUCCCUCUGCGUCCUUUCGUCAUCCCAUUCUUGAAGGCCAACUUGCCUUUGCUGCAGCGCGAGCUCCUCCACUGCGCCCGCAUGGCCAAGCAGACGCCUGCACAAUACCUGGCGCAGCACGAGCAGCUCCUCCUGGAUGCCAACGCCUCCUCCCCCAUUGACUCCUCAGAGCUGCUCUUGGAGGUCAGCGAGGGGGGCAAAAGAAGGACACCAGACAGGACCAAAGACAAUGGCUUGGACCGUGACCCUCUGCACCCAGAACACCUCACCAAAAGGCCAUGCACGAUGAGCCCCGCCCAGCGCUACAGUCCCAGCAAUGGGAUCAGCCACCAGCCCAAUGGGCUGCCCCACCCCACGCCUCCCCCUCCCCAGCACUACCGCCUCGAGGACAUGGCCAUAGCACACCACUACCGGGACGCCUACCGGCACCCUGACCCUCGGGAGCUGAGGGAACGCCACCGGCAAGCUGCUGUGCACAGUUCCCGGCAAGAGGAAGUCAUCGACCACAGGCUAACGGACAGAGAGUGGGCCGAAGAGUGGAAGCACCUCAACAAUCAGCUGCUGAAUUGCAUCAUGGACAUGGUGGAGAAGACCCGCCGCUCGCUCACCGUGCUUCGCCGCUGCCAGGAAGCCGACCGCGAGGAGCUGAACCACUGGAUCCGUCGCUACAGUGAUGCCGAGGACAUGAAGAAGGGGCCCAGCCCUGCCACACGACCUCACAAUAGCACUGCCAACACCGAGGCGUCCCCUCUAGAUGCUCACCGCGAGUUUGUAUCCAGGCCCCUGUCUGGCUACAUGCCGGAGGAAAUCUGGAGGAAAGCUGAAGAAGCUGUGAACGAGGUGAAGCGGCAGGCCAUGUCCGAGCUCCAGAAGGCCGUGUCCGACGCAGAGAGGAAAGCCCACGAGCUGAUCACGACGGAGCGAGCCAAGAUGGAGCGAGCCCUGGCGGAAGCCAAGCGCCAGGCCUCCGAGGAUGCGCUGACCGUCAUUAACCAGCAGGAGGACUCCAGUGAGAGCUGUUGGAACUGCGGGCGCAAGGCAAGCGAGACCUGCAGCGGAUGCAACACGGCGCGCUACUGCGGCUCAUUCUGCCAGCACAAAGAUUGGGAGAAGCAUCACCACGUUUGUGGGCAGACUCUCCAAGGCCUCCCGGCCUCUGCCGGGGCAGCCUCUUCAGGGCUGGGCGUAGUGUCGGCUCAGCCAGACAUGGUGGCUGUGAGUACCUCCAUCACCAGCGUAGCUGUGGCAGGCAGCCCCAGCGAUUCCGGCUCGGCCGCCGCCUCGCGUUCCGGCACGCCGGCCACGCCAGCUCCUCUGGACACGGCAUCCCGCUAAGGCGGGCGGAAGGGGAAAGGGAACCGAGGAGCCGACCAACAACUGUCACUGCUGCUACCACUUCUCUCCAAAUGAAAACAAAAAAAAAA